Molecule: messenger RNA, 1288 nt
Organism: Aspergillus campestris IBT 28561
Lineage: Eukaryota; Fungi; Ascomycota; Eurotiomycetes; Eurotiales; Aspergillaceae
Product: class I SAM-dependent methyltransferase
Exons: 1
Coding region: 294-1223 (309 amino acids)
Biological process (GO): ergosterol biosynthetic process
Cellular component (GO): endoplasmic reticulum
Molecular function (GO): sterol 24-C-methyltransferase activity
Source: RefSeq, a predicted model, not a curated record
GGCAAGUCUCGUAUCCGCAUAAUAUACUUCUGACUAACAAACCUAGUACAUAACUAGUUGGAUAUCUUGGCAUCAUCCACUGCAAACAAAGAACCAAGAACAAUCACAACCCAAUCCCUAAAAAGGCCAAGAACAAUACCUCCUGCACCCCCGAUCAUGGCGUCGGCAACAAUAAAAGGAGCCUUUCGUGCCCUGCAUGCACGGUGACACCCUGCACCAUUGUCAGCCAACAAACCUACUACAACUCAAUUACAACCUCGAUAUUGUUCCCAUCCGGGCUUUACUCCGUUGAGAUGGAUAUAAAACGGUACUACAGCGCUCUUGAAACCCGUGUUGGCAAUUGGCUGCUUUUUGGGGGUCGCGCGCAUUUGGGUUACUAUCCCCGCGACACCUGGUGGCCGUUCCCUAUUGAUCAGUCACUCCUGGCUAUGGAGGAUCAGAUGGCCCAGUCGCUGCGUUUGGCUCCGGGGUCUUGCGUUCUUGAUGCUGGCUGUGGGGAUGGCCAGGUGGCGCUGCAUUUGGCGGAUCAAGGCGGCCUGCGCGUCCAUGCCAUCGACGUGUUGCCUCAGCAGGUCCAACGAGCGCGGCAGAAUGUCGCGGCGGCGACAUCGCGAGGACAUGCGAUCGCGCGAUCGAAACCCAAGGCGGAGGCGGCCGUGGGCGCGGUGACCGUGCACACAGACGACUACCACCAUCUUACCACGGUGACCGCCAACUCGAUGGACGGGAUCUACACGAUCGAAACGCUCGUGCACGCGUCGGACCUCCCGACCGUCCUGGGGGAGUUAUACCGCGUUUUGAAACCCGGGGGCCGGAUCGCCUUGUACGAAUACGACCACUGGCGGGAUCAAGGGGCGGCGUCGGUCGACGGCGCCGGAGACGAAUCCCCAGCUAUGGACGACAAAGUUCGUCGGUACGGCGCACUCGCGAGUGCGUCGUCUCCAGUUACCGGCAGAGAAGCUGGCAGCGGAGGGUGGGAUGGCCUGGCGCAGGCGGUGGCACAGGCGGGUUUCGUGGACGUGCAGGAGCGGGACAUUUCGGCGCACAUCCGGCCGCUGCUGCGGUGGCUGGUCUUCUUCCUGUCCCUUCCGUGCUUGAUCGUGGUGGCGUUGGGGGUGGAGUCGUAUUUCAUCAAUACGUGUGCGGUCGUGGUGAACUACCGCCGUGGGUGGAAGUAUGUGGCCGUGACGGCUCAGAAGCCGGAGGGGCAGAGCCCGAGAUGAUGCCGAUCGCUGUGGAUCCCACACUAACCACGGGAGGAAUGUGACGCGAUGGUCUCAUGGUGAAC